AUGUGGCUGCCAUCAUAUUUUGCUAUCAAGUUGUUCAUUUUGGCUUUUAUCGUAUCGUUGGUAGGAGCUACCAAAGAUAAAGCCACCACAUCGCAUCCUUCAAUCAAGCAAGAACCUCAUUCUCCUUCUUCCUCUGAGCCUUCUACUCCUGUUUCUGCGAUUAAGCUACCUUCCACACAUGUUGAAGCUUCUCCAGUCCUGAAGGCAGAAAUCAAGGCAGAGCCUUCUCUUUCUUCGCUCACUGCCAAGUCUGUUCGGAUGGGGCCAAAACUUAGAGCAAUGAAGGUUCCCGGUCGUGGUUAUUAUAGUCGAGCUGAAAGAGAAGCAAGAGAUGCCAUUCGUACGUUGCAUCGCUUGAAGCUAAGCGAUCGAACCACUUCAAGGAAAGGUCAGACCGACAAAAAGAUCAAAAAAGAAGAGCAAUAG
Messenger RNA from Meira miltonrushii, 426 nucleotides. RefSeq lists its product as uncharacterized. The record is from RefSeq and is a predicted model, not a curated record. Bases 1 to 426 code for a protein of 141 amino acids. NCBI's taxonomy places the organism in Eukaryota, Fungi, Basidiomycota, Exobasidiomycetes, Exobasidiales, Brachybasidiaceae. The transcript has a single exon.